This is a messenger RNA of Theileria parva strain Muguga, 1590 nucleotides long. It is a transcript of the gene FPS1, whose product is annotated as Polyprenyl synthetase family protein. NCBI's taxonomy places the organism in Eukaryota, Apicomplexa, Aconoidasida, Piroplasmida, Theileriidae. The transcript has 10 exons. Gene Ontology annotation, biological process: trans, trans-farnesyl diphosphate biosynthetic process. The record is from RefSeq and is a predicted model, not a curated record. Gene Ontology annotation, molecular function: (2E,6E)-farnesyl diphosphate synthase activity; dimethylallyltranstransferase activity. Gene Ontology annotation, cellular component: cytoplasm. Bases 194 to 1267 code for a protein of 357 amino acids.
GUUGGUUAGAGCGUACGGCUAAUAACCGUAAGGUCGGCGGUUCGAAACCGCCUGGGACCACACUUUUUUAAUUUUAUUUUUUAAAUUAUUUUUUAAUAAAUAAAUGAAAUCUUUGAUUAUAAUAAAGUUAAAACCUAAUAAGAGCCCAGUAAAUAGAGUUGUUUGGGUAGUGUAGUGGUAUUCAUCCAAAAAUAUGGAAUCUUCUUAUAAUCUCACAACCGAUGAUAUUCAUAGGUGUAGUGACCAGUUAAAGGAUUUCUUUCCCAAGUUUUUGGAACUUUCGAUAGAUGAAUUGAAAACUUAUGGCCUAUCUCAGAACGUCCUUCUAUAUUACUCAUACGCUAUUCAGUAUAAUUUACAAGGAGGGAAGAUGCUGAGAGGAACAAUGUUGAUGUCAACCGUUAAAUCACUCUGUGGUACCAACAUUCCUGAGAAUCUUACGACUCAAACAUUAAUAGCUGCCUGGUGUGUUGAGUUAUUGCAAACGUCCUUUCUUGUUGCUGAUGAUAUAAUUGACAAAAGCCUUAAAAGACGCUCCAACACAUGCUGGUAUCUGGUUCCAACAAUAGGAGUUGAAAACGCCAUAAACGAUGUAAUGUUCCUUUAUACCCUGAUCUACCGAAUACUAUUCAAAACAUUAAAGGAUACCAAAAACUUUCUGGAAAUAGUUGAAACAUUCAACAGAAUUUCAAUGACCACAAUACUGGGCCAACACCUUGAUAUCUACGAGUCCAACACUAAUAGGUUGUUUCAAGAUUCUAAUGAGGCAACUAAGCUAUUUGCUGAAAUUUGUAAGAAUAAAACGUCCUAUUAUUCAUUCUUUCUGCCACUAAAAUUAGGCAUGGUGUUAAGCGGCGUGGAACUGUCUAACCUGUUUUAUUCUAAAGUUGAGUCAAUAUCAGUCCUUAUCGGAACAUUGUUCCAAGCACAAGAUGAUUAUCUUGACUGUUAUGGAGAUCCAGAGGAUUUUGGCAAAAACGGAACUGACAUUCAGACUAAAAAAUGCUCCUGGCUUCUUUGUCAAGCCUUAAAUAUCGCAUCAGAUGAGCAAAAGAAUCUGAUUAAAGAAAAUAUAGGCCAUAACGACGAUUCAAAGGUGGAAGCGGUAAAGAAUGUUUAUAAGGAGCUGGAGUUAGACAAACACUUUUUAAAAUACACAACAUACGCUGAAAAUAAGAUUAACAGUGAGAUUGAUGAAAUAGAUAACCAAGGAAUAAAAACCGUUUUAAAGUGGUGUCUAGAACUCAUUAGAAAUAGGUCAAAGUGAUACAAAUACAGUGUGGAAUCAUAAUUCAAGAGAUUUAGACUUGGAUUCUCUUGAAGGAGGUAAUUUUACGCCGAGAACUCGGUUCAACUUUUGGACCACCUGGCCAUUUGGUAUCCCCUAUUAUUUUAAUCUAUAAAAUACAUAAACAUACACUUCCGUUCUCAUAUUCCUUUAUUAAACUUUCACUUUCAUUUAUUGCUCGAGCCAGCUGAAGUUGAGUCAUGUUCUUGGCCAUCCUGGCCUUUUGUAAAGCGGUGCGAAAAGCAAAUGAAACCCUCUCGAUGUGAAAUGAUUCAUUUUCAUUCUCAAUUUUUGCAGCGCUA